AUGUCCCCGACCUCGCCAGCAAUCCACCUCCUAGACGGCGGCCUCGGCACGCUCCUAACCGACACAUACAACAUCACAUUCGACGCCUCGACACCCCUCUGGUCCUCACACCUACUCCUCACGUCCUCCGGCCGCGAAACGCUGCUGUGCGCUCACCGCACGUUCGUAGACGCAGGCGCGGAUGUGGUGCUUAGCGCUACGUAUCAGGUUUCGUUUAGGGGGUUUGGGGUUAUCGAUGAGGGGAUUGGGAGACGGGGGGAGGCGGAGGGGUUGAUGAGGAGGGGUGUGGGGAUUGCGGGGGCGAGUUUUGGGGGAGGGAGCUCGAGGGGAAGAGGGAAGGUGGCGUUAAGCUUGGGCGCGUAUGGCGCGACGAUGGUUCCGGGUGCUGAGUAUAGUGGGGUGUAUGAUGAGGGGUUUAGGAGCGUGGUGCAGUUGGGAGAGUGGCAUGCUGAGCGGAUUAGGGUCUUUGGGUGUGGAGGUGGAAAUGGAGGUGGAAGUGGGAGUGGAGAGGAGGGAGAUGAGAAUGAGAAGGAGAAGAGGGAGUGUUGGGAUAUGGUAGAUUUUGUGGCUUUCGAGACGAUUCCGAGACUUGAGGAGGUGCUGGCUGUGAGGGGAGUGAUGGAUAAGUUGCCACAGGGCAUGGAGAGGGAUUAUUGGAUUUCUUGUGUGUUUCCUGGGGAGGGGAAUAGGUUACCUGAUGGGAGUACUAUCAGGGAGGUUGUAGGUGCUAUGCUUGGGGGAGAGCGGAGGAGGCCCAGGGGGGUUGGGAUGAAUUGUACGAGGGUGGGAAAGGUGGAGGGGUUGGUGAGGGAGUUUGAGGAUGCGGUAUGUGAGUUAGGGUUAAGUGGCGAGGUGGCUUUAGUUAUGUAUCCGGAUGGGACGAGGGGGGAAGUGUAUAAUACUAGUACUCAGGAAUGGGAGAAGAUUGAGGGGGUAGAAGAGAGUGAGGUUCCUUGGGAUGAAAUGGUGUUUGGGAAUGUUAAGAGAGCGAGGGAUCGAGGAGUGUGGAAAGAGAUCUUUGUGGGUGGUUGUUGCAAGACGACGCCUGAUCAUAUUGCAAAAUUACGGAAACGUAUAGAUGAGAUAGAUGAUGUUUGA
This is a messenger RNA of Lachnellula hyalina, 1098 nucleotides long. RefSeq names its product Homocysteine S-methyltransferase (gene HMT-2). Gene Ontology annotation, biological process: S-methylmethionine cycle. The transcript is spliced from 2 exons. The record is from RefSeq and is a predicted model, not a curated record. The coding region runs from base 1 to 1098 and encodes 365 amino acids. Gene Ontology annotation, molecular function: S-adenosylmethionine-homocysteine S-methyltransferase activity. Lineage: Eukaryota; Fungi; Ascomycota; Leotiomycetes; Helotiales; Lachnaceae.